AUGGAUCCAUCGCGAGAAGUUGACCAAACCGGUCCAGCGGGCCAGCCCGAGCCUAGCGAGGUUGUCAUCGAGAAUGUGAACGAGGAAUCGGCAACUCAUGACCACGAAGACGCAACAACAAUUCAAACAGCGUCUCCCGCCCAUACUCAAGACAGAACGACGCAGCCCAAAGAUGAUUCAAAAUCUCAGAGGGCCUCGAGUUUCAGGGUGCAACGAUUCGCUGACAGACAAACACUUUCCGGGUGGUUUCCCCAGAUCGACAAUGACGAAAAGAAUAAUUGGCGCAUCUGGCUUUCGAGAAGAAGCCGGGCGCUGAUGGUGCAGAUUGGAAUCAUCGGUCUUAUCCUCAUGACUAAUUUUGGUUUGACCAUAUUCGCUGUCGCUAGCUAUGGGAGCUCAAAUGGAGUAGGGUUGAUAUACCAGGGUGAUUGUUCGAACGUCAAGAAGCUGGAUCAAUGGCUCCACCUAUUGAUCAACCUUCUCGGUACAGGCAUGCUGUCUGCCUCCAAUUACUGCAUGCAGUUGCAAGCAGCACCCACCCGCGCAAAUGUAGAUGCUGCACACGCCGCAAAGAAAUGGUUGGAUAUUGGUAUUCCCAGUCUGCGGAAUCUUCGAUACCUCAGCAAUUGGAGACGGGCGUCAUGGGCUCUUUUGGCAUUGAGUUCCAUCCCAGUGCAUCUGAUAUAUAACUCGGCUGUUUUCCAAUCUUUAUCCUCACACAACUACACCGUUGCUGUUAUCAAAGAUUCGUUCCUAGCCAACAGCACCUGGGGUCUCACUACAGCAGAGGCUAAUCGUGCAGGCGAUUGGGGAUGGAAUGACACGCGAGUCAAUCCAACUAAUUUCGAUUAUGAACAGAUCAUCCAUGGGAUGCAGCAAAACGCGUCGUCAUACCAAGAGAUGAAUUUAUCGGACUGCUUUGCCCUCUACGACGACUACUGGCAGCCUCAAGGCAACGUAUUGGUGCUGGUCAAAAACCAGUCGGUACAAACACCGCCUGACGAUAGCCUCCUGAUGUAUGUGUCAAUUGUUCCCCGUUCUGACGAUUGGGGAAAGAACAUGUGGGCUCUAGGGAAUGGCACUGGCCGUUUCAUUGCUCAGUCGCCCCCAAAACCUGUCACCGUCUGGUAUCUCGGACCAAAGCACUAUGAGGUCGCCCGAUGCCUGGUUCAACCUCCCAACGAGCUGCACACGAAAUGUCGCUUUGAGUACUCGCCUCCCAUCAUGUUCACCAUCUGCAUAAUGAAUUUCAUCAAAGCUUUUAUCAUGAUAUGCAUUUGGUACUUGAGAAAGUGGCAAGAUCAGAAGCAACAUAGGAAGGCGAAGGAAGUCCUGUACACACUUGGCGAUGCAAUUGCAUCUUUCAUGAGGGACCCAUGCGAACAAACGAAAGACCUAGGUCUUUCCACAAAAAGUGAUUUCCUGACGACCAGGAAAUGGAAGGAUCGCCUCGUCAAGCAACCCCCAGUUAUUCUGAAAGAGACUACCAAUCGCGAGGCGAAAGAGUUCUUUCCGACGGCCAAACAGUGGAGGUCUGCUGCCAGUCUCAAGCGCUGGGUGAUCCUUCUUUGCAUGUGA
Molecule: messenger RNA, 1578 nt
Organism: Colletotrichum aenigma
Lineage: Eukaryota; Fungi; Ascomycota; Sordariomycetes; Glomerellales; Glomerellaceae
Exons: 3
Coding region: 1-1578 (525 amino acids)
Source: RefSeq, a predicted model, not a curated record